UUGUGAUGACUUUCGAAUCGCGCUGAAAGAGACGUUCAGUUUUAUAAACAAAUUUCAUAGCACGACUCGGUAUAAUUGUCUAUGAAAUUUAUUGAAUUAUGAAAAAUUGUUAUAAUCUAAUAAAUAAAUAGUGAAAUUGCUUUUUAGUAUUUUAUAUAAGAGUUGAUUAAAACUCUACAUAAAUUAAUUGAGUGGAAUUAUUUCAUGGAAUUUUAGCAGUCUUAAAAACCUACGAGUGCUUUUAAGCAAUAAGUAUAUACUUGAUAAACUAUUAGAUAAAAGUUCAUCGGGUCAAUUCCAUUGAGAAUACGAAGAAAUUUUUAAUAAAAUGCAAGUAAAAAAAUACAUUUUUCUCCUAAUUGUAGCAUCCAUUAAAGUGAAUUGUUCAGAUCCUGAAGAAGAACAAGGAGUGAAAUAUGCAAACAAAUGUGAAGUUUGUAAGAUAUUAGCUAUAGAACUAGAAUCCAGGUUAGAGGAAACUGGUAAAACCAGUGAGGUUAUAGAAACAGGAUAUUCUGUAGAUGAUGUAAAACCGAAAAAGAAAAAGGAGUACAAGAAAUCAGAGCUCAGACUUGUAGAAUCCUUAGAAGGCGUUUGCGAUAGAAUAUUGGAAUACAAUAUACAUAAGGAACGAGAAGAUAGUACAAGAUUUGCAAAAGGUAUGAGCCAAACAUUUCAAACUUUACACGGAUUGGUAGAUAAAGGUGUCAAAGUCGAGCUUGGAAUACCUUAUGAACUUUGGGAUAAACCUAGUGCGGAAAUAACCAAAUUAAAGACCCAGUGUGAAACCCUACUAGAAGAAAACGAGAGCGAUAUCGAAGACUGGUAUUUCAACUAUCAAGGAAAAGAAUCAUUAAAAAAAUUUUUAUGUGCAGACAGAGCGCUCAAAAAUCAAGACUCCAAAUGUUUAACAGAGAAUUUGAAAGGUGAACCAAGUGAAAAAAAGAAACCAAAGAAAAAAGUAACUAUAGAAGAAAAUAAGGAAGAAUUGUAACAUUAUUGUCUUUUUU
This is a messenger RNA of Diorhabda sublineata, 1010 nucleotides long. It is a transcript of the gene CNPYb, whose product is annotated as protein canopy homolog 3. Gene Ontology annotation, cellular component: endomembrane system. Gene Ontology annotation, molecular function: signaling receptor binding. The record is from RefSeq and is a predicted model, not a curated record. The transcript has 3 exons. NCBI's taxonomy places the organism in Eukaryota, Metazoa, Arthropoda, Insecta, Coleoptera, Chrysomelidae. The coding region runs from base 329 to 994 and encodes 221 amino acids.